AUGUUGAAGCCAUGGAGUAUUGAUACAGACAUAGAAAAGUUUCAAGAUUUUUCAUAUCCAAUGUGGGUCCAAUUUCCAAGAUUAAAGCUUAAUCUUUGGAGCUCAACUAGAAUUAGUAAAAUUGCUAGCCUAAUUGGGAAACCUAUUACUACUGAUAAGCUCACGGCUACUAGACAGAGAUUGAGUUAUGCUAGAGUUUUAGUAGAGGUGAAACUUCCUUUUAAAGAACCUUUGCCUGAUUCUUUGAAAAUAGAAGGGCCUGAUGGAAAAAGCUAUAUGCAGCAAGUCUUGUAUGAAUUUAAACCUAAGUGGUGUUCUACAUGCUGUAUGGUUGGUCAUGAUACUGAACAGUGCAGGAAAAAUAAAACUAAGAAGGUGUGGGUUCCUGUUAACAGGCAGAUUGGAAAUGCUACAAAUGGACAUGUUGAACAUGUAUCUAAUUCUGGACCUAGUAAGGAGUCUUUGCAUGAGAAUGUAAUAACUUCUUUUUCUGGUUAUGAGGAUCAUGUUAUUAGUUCAUCAAAUCAGGAAGCACAAUCUGCUGAGAAACAUGCACAGAAUGAAAAACAUGCACAUGAAGAUUCUGCACAGGCAAGGAAAAACUGGGAGAGCAAUUUUGGUUUGAGUGAAAGGGUAAUCAGCCCUAUCUCUAAUCAAUAUAUGCAAGUGAAGGAACAUGCCCUGUAUCAGCAAAACUUCUUAACCCCAAAAGCACCUGGCUUCAAGCAGAUCAGUCCAACUGUUAAUGCAUCAGGGUUUACAAGUGUGAACAGGAACAACAUAGCAAGGAGAGUUAAUAUAACUGCACCAACUUCAGGUACUUUGCCUUCUCUCUUCUCUCCCCUAGAGCAGCUAAUUUCUGAUCCAUCCUGUGCAGACAGAGGUGGGAAAUCUCAUUGA
This is a messenger RNA of Asparagus officinalis (garden asparagus), 900 nucleotides long. RefSeq lists its product as uncharacterized. The record is from RefSeq and is a predicted model, not a curated record. Bases 1 to 900 code for a protein of 299 amino acids. The transcript has a single exon. NCBI's taxonomy places the organism in Eukaryota, Viridiplantae, Streptophyta, Magnoliopsida, Asparagales, Asparagaceae.